This is a messenger RNA of Tarenaya hassleriana, 1532 nucleotides long. RefSeq names its product uricase-like. Gene Ontology annotation, biological process: purine nucleobase catabolic process; urate catabolic process. The record is from RefSeq and is a predicted model, not a curated record. Lineage: Eukaryota; Viridiplantae; Streptophyta; Magnoliopsida; Brassicales; Cleomaceae. Gene Ontology annotation, molecular function: urate oxidase activity. The transcript has 9 exons. Bases 395 to 1324 code for a protein of 309 amino acids. Gene Ontology annotation, cellular component: peroxisome.
UCGCUCGUCCACAAUCAACUUGUCAAAAUCACAACAAUUAGUGCCUCAACACUCGGAAGAAUCCGACAAAUCCGUACUCAGGGUUUCAAUUUUAGCCUCAUAAAUCUUGAUCUAUAUACUUCUUGUGGGUACCCAUCUCGUGAUUCUUUGUGGGUCUGGCGAUCCAACUGUAUAUUUCGUAGUUCUCUACUCGUGAUCGCCUUUAGACGCAUCUCUUCAAUCUGCUCCUGCAUGGGAUUUUGAUUUAUCCAACUUUGCCUUCUCUUAAUUGUGCUUCCGAAUCCGCUUGUCGGAAUUCCGAUGAUUUAGUGUCCAUUGCUGUGGACAAAUCCAGUAAAAUUCGUCUCUAAACAUAUAGAUUCUGUCGAGAAGAUUUCACCUGUCUGUAGAAGCAAUGGCGCAAGAAGCGAAUGGAUUCAGACUGGAACAGAGGCACGGGAAGGCGAGGGUGAGGCUCGGAAGAGUAUGGCGCCGAACUCGUGAUGGAUCUCAUCACUUUGUUGAAUGGAAUGUCAGUAUCAGCCUUCUCUCGCAUUGCCUCUCCUCCUACCUCAGCGACGACAACUCCGAAAUCGUCGCAACUGAUACCAUGAAGAAUACCGUUUAUGCGAAAGCUAAAGAAUGCGUCGAGCGGGUUUCUGCAGAGGAAUUUGCUAUUUAUAUCGGUAAACACUUCUGCUCCUUCUAUCCACAGGUUUUCACCGCCAUGGUUAACGUUACUGAAAAGCCUUGGGAGCGUGUAACCGUAGACGGAAAGCCGCAUAUACAUGGUUUUAAGCUCGGAUCGGAGAAGCAUACGGCCAAGGCAGUAGUACAAAAGUCGGGUGCACUGAAAUUAACGUCUGGUAUUGAAGGACUGGCUCUGCUUAAGACAACCAAGUCAGGGUUUGAGGGUUUUGUCCGAGACAAAUACACCGUUCUUCCCGAGACUCGAGAAAGAAUGCUUGCAACGGAAGUCAGCGCAUCGUGGAGGUAUUCAUACGAGUCGGUUUCAACCGUUCCGAGAGAGAAACUUUACUUUGCCGAGAAGUUUUUGGAAGUAAAGAAAGUUGUGACGGAAACCUUCUUCGGCCAACCAGAAGUCGGUGUGUACAGCCCGUCGGUCCAACGUACUCUAUACCUUAUGGGAACCGCCGUGCUGAAGAGGUUCAUCGACGUAUCGUGGAUUCACCUGAAAAUGCCGAACAUCCAUUUUUUACCUGUAAAUCUCUCGAGCAAGGAAAACCCUCCAAUAGUGAAGUUCGAAGACGACGUGUAUCUACCGACGGACGAACCCCACGGGUCGAUAGAAGCAACGUUGAGCCGUCUAACCUCGAAAAUGUGACAGAGAGAGAGUGAACUCUUGCUUACGUAUAUGAAUAUGUCACUCAGUUUAACUCAUCACUUGGACCUUUUCUGGGUUUGCUGGUUCUUGUCUGAAUAAAAGGGCCGCCUCUUUCGUCACGUGACAUUUAGAGUGGCUCUGUGUUGUACGGAUAUGUGAUAUAAUAUUGUAUCAAAGUUUUCAAUAUAGGAUCUGGUUUUUCUUGGCA